AUGGGACAUCCAGCAGAUGAUGUACCAACCCCAAAACAGGCACCAAAUGAGGCACCAGAUGAGGCACAAAAAACCAUCUCUCAGGGACCUCCUGUGCCCGUAGGUCCAGGCGGCCCAGGAGGCCCAGGAGCCAACGCGUUAUACAAGCCCAAGACUCUCCGCUUCUGGUUGACAAUACUAGCAAACUUUCUGGCUGUUUUUCUUGUCGCCUUGGAUCGCACCAUUGUCGCAACCGCUAUCCCUCAAAUCACGGAUGAAUAUCACAGUCUGGGUGACAUUGGCUGGUACGGCUCCGCUUACAUGCUGACAACAUCGGCCUCGCAACUCCUCUUUGGCCGUCUGUUUAAAUUCUACAACAUGAAAUGGGUGUUCCUGACUUCUGUAGUCAUCUUUGAGGUCGGCUCUGCCAUAUGUGGAGCUGCCCCUACCUCGCCGGUCUUUAUCUUCGGCCGGGCCAUUGCCGGCUUCGGAAGUGCAGGCAUCUUCUCAGGUGCCAUGAUGAUCAUGAUCCCUAUGGUGCCUCUCCCCAAGCGCCCCAUGUUCCAGAGUCUAUUUGGAAUGGUCUUUGGGAUCGCUUCGGUGAUGGGUCCCUUGAUCGGUGGUGCGUUCACUAGCACCUUGACCUGGAGAUGGUGCUUCUAUAUCAACCUUCCAAUCGGAGGUUUCACACUACUCUUCAUGGUCUUUUUCUGGAACCCACCAGCACGCAAGACCGAGCCAGCUCCCGUCAUCGAUCACAUCAAAAGGCUCGAUCCACUUGGUACUUUUUUCUUCAUCCCAUGCGUGGUCUGUCUUCUGCUCGCGUUGCAGUGGGGUGGCUCGACGUAUGCGUGGAGUAACUGGCGUACUAUCCUGCUGUUCGUUCUCUUUGGCGUCCUCGGCCUGGCCUUUGCCGCUGUGCAAAUUAUCAUGCCCAACACUGCCUCUAUCCCACCAAGGAUUAUCAAGCAGCGCACCGUGCUUUUCGCGGUGUGCUUCACAUUCUUCAUCGCAGGCUCCAUGCUGAUGCUGGUUUAUUACAUGCCGAUUUGGUUCCAAACUGUGAGGCGUGUGAGUGCCCUCAACUCGGGUAUCUACACGCUGCCGCUGGUUCUGUCCCUUGUGGCUUCAAGCUUGCUGAACGGAGUGGGCACCGCGAAAAUCGGGUACUACGUUCCUUCCAUGUUGCUGGCUCCAUCCGUCAUGGCGAUCGGCGAAGGUCUGCUCAGUACCCUCACCCGUAAUGCCCCUCAGAGCCACUGGGUCGGCUACCAGUUCCUGUCCGGCUUCGGCCUGGGCAUGGGCAUGCAAACGGGUGGCUUGGCCGUGCAGACUGUCCUGCCCAUGGCCGAUGUUUCCAUGGGAAUUGCCUGCAUUUUCUUCGCUCAACAACUCGGCGGUGCCAUCUUCACGACCGUUGGUCAAACCAUCCUCAGCAACUUGCUCGUCUCAGAACUGGCUGGCGUCCCUGGGAUCGACCCAGCCCAGAUCGUGGCAAGUGGUGCGACGGAGCUGGCGGAUAUUGUACCAGCAGAGGAAUUGAACGUUGUGCUUGAUGCGUACAACUAUUCUCUAACAAGGAUUUUCUUAGCGGCCAUGGGCCUUGCGUUCGCCGCCCUGCUUUCGGCCGCAUGUAUGGAGUGGAAGAGCAUCAAGAAGCCUGGCGUAGGCGCUGUUGCGGAACCAGCGAAGGAUGAUUCUGACAGUCCAUCAAGAUCAGAAGAGACCGAGUUGGGAGUGAUGGGAAGUAGAAGGGCGGGCCAAGCGGACAGUAAUGGUGUCGCGAGGAAUUAG
Messenger RNA from Diaporthe amygdali, 1773 nucleotides. RefSeq lists its product as uncharacterized. Bases 1 to 1773 code for a protein of 590 amino acids. The record is from RefSeq and is a predicted model, not a curated record. Gene Ontology annotation, molecular function: transmembrane transporter activity. The transcript is spliced from 5 exons. Gene Ontology annotation, biological process: transmembrane transport. Lineage: Eukaryota; Fungi; Ascomycota; Sordariomycetes; Diaporthales; Diaporthaceae.